AUGCAAUUAGUUUUACUCAUCGGAGUUGUGAUCGAGAAAUCGACUCGGCAUUGCCCGUCACCAGUCGACAAACGAACGACUCCACAACUCCAAUGCUGGGCUCACAGGGUCAAUGUCAUCGUCGGUCACGCCAUCAAGAAAUCGACUGACGUUUUAGGGUUAAUCCACCGGUAUUGUGCCCAGGGCCUCAAGAAAUCGAUUCCACCACUUGAUUUAGGAUGGAAAAGCAUUGGCGUCAUCAUCAAUUUCAUGCCCACCGGAAAGCUGGAGGGACAGAGAGAUGGCAUUUGUGAUUCUCUAUUUGUGUUUGUGGCUAACCAUACAUCAAUGAUUGAUUUCAUUGUUUUAGAGAAAAUGACUGCUUCUUCUGUUAUGGAAAAAACAUCUCAGAUGGAUUGGUUAAGGUAG
Molecule: messenger RNA, 408 nt
Organism: Lactuca virosa
Lineage: Eukaryota; Viridiplantae; Streptophyta; Magnoliopsida; Asterales; Asteraceae
Source: the annotation of a GenBank genome assembly